Molecule: messenger RNA, 2162 nt
Organism: Melospiza georgiana
Lineage: Eukaryota; Metazoa; Chordata; Aves; Passeriformes; Passerellidae
Gene: TBL1XR1
Product: TBL1X/Y related 1
Exons: 17
Coding region: 464-2005 (513 amino acids)
Biological process (GO): regulation of transcription by RNA polymerase II
Cellular component (GO): histone deacetylase complex
Molecular function (GO): protein binding; transcription corepressor activity
Source: RefSeq, a predicted model, not a curated record
GUGGUGGUUUUGUUGGUUUUUUUUUUCCUGGUGUUUUUUUUUCUCCUCCUCCUCUCGGUGUGGACACCUUAAAAAUACAUAUAUAUAUAUAUAUAUGUGUGUGUGUAUAUACAUAUAUAUAUAAUCGAUAACUAUACGCGUGUACACACACACACACUCACACAGGCAGGGAUGUGCGCGUAUAUACACGCGGCGGUAUAAAACACACGGGAGGAGGAGAGACAAUCCAGGGUGAAUUCCUCGUGCCUCCAUUCCCGGGGAAAGGGGGGAGCAGCCGCUCGCAAGCAUCACCCUUCUGUGGCAAGAGGCACCCGAAAGGAAAACUUCUGCAUAUCAAUGCACUGCCAAUGGUGGUGUAAUACCAAGGGCUGUACUGCUGCCACAUCACAAUUUUGUGGGGUUUCAGAGAGUAGUUCUGGGUUGUGUCCUUUGUUGUGACCUCAUGGUUUAACUGGGAAUAAAGAUGAGUAUAAGCAGUGAUGAGGUUAACUUCCUGGUAUAUAGAUACUUGCAAGAGUCAGGGUUUUCCCAUUCAGCAUUUACCUUUGGUAUAGAGAGCCAUAUCAGCCAGUCUAAUAUAAAUGGUGCUCUGGUGCCACCAGCUGCUUUGAUUUCCAUCAUCCAGAAAGGUCUGCAGUAUGUAGAGGCAGAAGUCAGUAUUAAUGAGGAUGGUACCUUGUUUGAUGGUAGGCCGAUAGAGUCUCUCUCACUGAUAGAUGCAGUGAUGCCUGAUGUGGUACAGACAAGACAACAGGCCUACAGAGACAAACUUGCACAACAGCAGGCAGCAGCUGCUGCAGCUGCAGCUGCCACCAACCAACAGGGAUCAGCGAAAAAUGGAGAAAAUACUGCAAAUGGAGAGGAGAAUGGAGCACACACUAUAGCAAAUAAUCACACGGAUAUGAUGGAAGUAGAUGGAGAUGUGGAAAUCCCUCCCAACAAGGCAGUGGUGCUGCGUGGCCACGAGUCCGAAGUGUUCAUCUGUGCCUGGAAUCCCGUCAGUGACCUUCUGGCCUCAGGGUCUGGCGAUUCGACGGCGCGGAUCUGGAACCUGAGCGAGAACAGCACGAGCGGCUCCACGCAGCUGGUGCUGCGGCACUGCAUCCGGGAGGGUGGGCAGGAUGUGCCCAGCAACAAGGACGUCACCUCGCUGGACUGGAACAGUGAAGGUACACUUCUAGCAACUGGGUCUUACGAUGGCUUUGCAAGGAUAUGGACUAAAGAUGGUAAUCUUGCCAGCACCUUAGGGCAACAUAAAGGUCCUAUAUUUGCGUUAAAAUGGAACAAGAAAGGAAACUUCAUUUUAAGUGCAGGAGUGGACAAGACCACAAUUAUUUGGGAUGCCCACACUGGCGAAGCCAAGCAGCAGUUUCCUUUUCAUUCUGCACCAGCAUUAGAUGUUGAUUGGCAGAGUAACAACACAUUUGCCUCUUGCAGUACAGACAUGUGUAUUCACGUUUGUAAACUAGGACAAGAUAGGCCCAUCAAAACCUUCCAGGGUCACACAAAUGAAGUAAAUGCAAUCAAAUGGGAUCCCACUGGUAAUCUGCUGGCAUCCUGCUCUGAUGACAUGACUCUAAAGAUCUGGAGUAUGAAACAAGACAGUUGUGUCCAUGAUUUACAAGCACACAACAAAGAAAUUUAUACUAUCAAAUGGAGUCCUACAGGACCAGGAACAAAUAAUCCAAAUGCCAAUCUUAUGUUAGCAAGUGCAUCCUUUGAUUCUACUGUUAGGUUAUGGGAUGUAGACAGAGGAAUUUGUAUUCAUACUCUGACAAAACAUCAAGAACCUGUGUACAGUGUAGCUUUCAGUCCUGAUGGCAGGUACCUGGCCAGUGGCUCCUUUGAUAAAUGUGUACACAUCUGGAAUACACAGACAGGUGCCCUAGUUCACAGUUAUCGGGGAACAGGAGGGAUUUUUGAGGUUUGCUGGAAUGCAGCAGGAGACAAAGUUGGAGCAAGUGCUUCAGAUGGUUCAGUUUGUGUACUAGACCUCCGGAAAUAGCGCUCUUAGUUGGAAGCCAUGGACCGACUAUGAAUGUGUACAUAGCCAAAAUGACUGUCCCUGACCCAUGUACUGCUAUAGUCCCAAUCGAACCAUGGCCAGUCCACUACAGCCAAAUGUAAAAGAAAUAUAUACAUAUACUGUAUAUAAAAAAAAA